Molecule: messenger RNA, 1018 nt
Organism: Ostreococcus lucimarinus CCE9901
Lineage: Eukaryota; Viridiplantae; Chlorophyta; Mamiellophyceae; Mamiellales; Bathycoccaceae
Exons: 3
Coding region: 7-663 (218 amino acids)
Molecular function (GO): RNA binding; protein binding
Source: RefSeq, a predicted model, not a curated record
CGCGACAUGGGCGACUCCGCCGCGGGCGACGCCAGCGCGGGCUCCAAGAUCUUCGUCGGUGGACUCGAUCGAACCGUCGAUGAAGGCGUGGUGAGAAACUUUUUCUCGCAGUUCGGGCCGGUGAUGGAGGUGCUGGUGAUGCGCGACCCGCACAACCAUCAAAGCCGAGGAUUCGGGUUCAUCACGUUUCAACGGGAUGAUUCCGCGAAGCAAGUGCUUCAAAACCGAUACCACGACAUGCUCGGUAAGCGCGUGGAGGUGAAGAGCGCGGUGCCGCGAGGACAGGCGCCGCCGCCGCAGCGCGGACCGCCGAGGAGCUCGCAAGGGUACGGAUACGGCCAGCCUCGCGGGGGACCGGGCGGUGCCGCGGGACCCGGGUAUGGGUACAGCGGACAGCAAUACGGCGCACCGCAAGCCGGCGGUGCGCCGGGCGCGUACGACGGGGCGAACCCUUGGGGGACCCUCGGCGGCGACGCCGCGGGCGGACAAAAGCCCGGAUACGGGUACGCCGGCGACGGUUCCAAGCCUCCGGGCGGCACCGCCGAUGCGUCCAGCCACGGUUGGACCGAGCACACCGCACCCGAAGGGUACGUGUACUAUUACAACAGCAGAACAGGUGUGAGCCAGUGGGAGCGACCCAUGGAGCUCGACUUUCCGAAGUAAUCCCUCGGAAGGGCGCCUCGGAAAACGUUGGGCGCGUCGCCGCGCGCACGCGUUCGUCUAUCGUCCCUCUUCGUCCUCGUCGGCACCGUCCGACGACGCGAGAGCGACGAUGUAUUCGAUCUCGCGCGCGCGCGUCGCGCCAUCUUAAAGAUCUAGCCAAUAGAUCUAGCGAGUAGUCACGGGCGCGCGUCGCUUAGCAAGCACGCGCGGGCCCCCGUAGCGCAACAUAGUACACGGACUAGCGCACACGAGACGUCGACGCCAUCGACGCGAAACGCUCGUUUCGCCGACAUCGUCCGCGCGUCUCCUGUUCAAGUAGAGAACACUGAUAGAAGUUUAACGCACGUUUGUUCAA